Molecule: messenger RNA, 1293 nt
Organism: Thermochaetoides thermophila DSM 1495
Lineage: Eukaryota; Fungi; Ascomycota; Sordariomycetes; Sordariales; Chaetomiaceae
Exons: 5
Coding region: 1-1293 (430 amino acids)
Biological process (GO): tRNA splicing, via endonucleolytic cleavage and ligation
Cellular component (GO): mRNA cleavage factor complex; nucleus
Molecular function (GO): ATP hydrolysis activity; polynucleotide 5'-hydroxyl-kinase activity
Source: RefSeq, a predicted model, not a curated record
AUGUCAAUUCCGGGUCUGGGUCAGUAUACGACACAGCCCACCGCAUCUACCUCGCGCACUAUUACCUUGCGCCCGUUCUGGGAAUGGCGCUUCGAUCUCCCUCAUAACAACAGCAGCGUCUCUGUACGCCUAGUCAAUGGAACUGCCGAGCGCGAUGGAACCGAGCUUGCCCUCAACCAUACCUACACCUUCUCACGUACCAAGUCUAAGAUUCUUACAUAUUCGGGUUGUACUCUGGAAAUCAGCGGUCAAUGCAAUGAUCAUGUUGCUCAAUAUGCGACACCGGAAGAAUCCCCAGCGUUGGCGCAUCUAAACCUACAUUUCGCGUUACAGACACAGAGGACUGCUGCUACAAGUCAGCUCAAGAACGGCGGAAAUGCCAUAAACAAUGAUACUAGUCUGGGACGGGGCCCUCGAGUAAUGGUGUGCGGCCCGGCCAGCAGCGGCAAAACGACCCUAGUGCGGACCCUUGCGGCAUUGGCUACGCGUACCGGGGCACAACCGCUCGUCGCAAAUGUUGACCCGAGGGAGGGCUUGCUCUCUCUGCCUGGAACGAUGAGCGCAGCUGUGUUUGGCACGAUCAUGGACAUUGAAGAGCCAGCCUGCGGAUUUGGCGUUUCAAGCACCCCCAGCACAGGUCCAAGCUUGGUUCCGGUGAAACUACCCAUGGUUUAUUAUUUCGGAAGAGAAAAGGCCGAUGAGGACCUGCCAUUAUGGAAGGAUCUUGCAGCAAAGCUGGCGAGCUCGGUGAGGGCCAAGUUCGCGACAGAUGACGCUGUCAGAUCGGCAGGUCUGCUGUUAGACACUCCGGGCGUCGAAACGGGGAAAGAUGACUUGGAAAUGCUGCAGCAUGCCAUUGCCGAGUUUGCAAUCAACGUUGUGGUGGUUAUUGGAUCUGCGGAACUCCACACGCAGCUACAACGCGAGCUUGGAAAUCAGAAGGCGCCGCAUGGCGAGCCAAUUACUGUUCUUUUCCUAGAAAAGUCGCAGGGAGUGGUAACUAGAGAUAAGGACUUUAUGAGAUCUAGUCAGAACGCGGCCAUAAAGGAGUACUUCUUUGGUGAUUCGAAGAGGACUUUAAGCCCAGCGACACAAUCCAUUAGUUUUAAUGACGUGGCCAUCUUUCGGGCCACGGAAGAUGCUGAUUUCUAUGAUGGUCAACAAACUCUUGAACCCGCCGAGAUCUCCGCAGAGAUGUCACACUGGACGCUUGCGGUCAUGAAUGCAUCCGUUAACGAUCCGCCGGAGACGAUUCGGCAGGCCCCAGUAAUGGGUCAGUGGAAGACUUGGUAA